This is a messenger RNA of Diachasmimorpha longicaudata, 813 nucleotides long. It is a transcript of the gene Ubc7, whose product is annotated as Ubiquitin conjugating enzyme 7. The record is from RefSeq and is a predicted model, not a curated record. The transcript is spliced from 4 exons. Gene Ontology annotation, cellular component: endoplasmic reticulum; cytosol. Bases 143 to 646 code for a protein of 167 amino acids. Lineage: Eukaryota; Metazoa; Arthropoda; Insecta; Hymenoptera; Braconidae.
UCUUCUUCGGGCUAGUGCGAAGUUAAUUGUAUAACAACCUUCAAAUAAACAGUGGAAUGUAGGUUACGUGAUUAUUUCCCUCGUCAAAGUUGUCAUGACAUGACCAAGUUAUUUUAACUAUUGAAAAAAUAGGAUUAUUGUGAUGGCGGGCUCGGCAUUGAGACGCCUUAUGGCUGAGUAUAAACAAUUAACAUUAAAUCCGCCAGAAGGUAUUGUUGCAGGACCAAUUAAUGAAGAGAAUUUUUUCGAGUGGGAAGCACUCAUUACAGGACCAGAAGGAACAUGUUUCGAGGGUGGAGUAUUUCCAGCAAAAUUGAUAUUUCCUCCGGAUUACCCUUUAAGCCCUCCAAAAAUGCAGUUCACCUGCGAAAUGUUCCAUCCAAAUAUUUAUGCCGACGGCCGAGUAUGUAUCAGCAUUUUACAUGCUCCGGGUGAUGACCCCAUGGGCUACGAAAGUAGUGCAGAGAGAUGGAGUCCAGUUCAGAGUGUAGAGAAAAUCUUACUCAGUGUGGUGAGCAUGUUAGCUGAACCUAAUGACGAGAGUGGUGCCAACGUGGAUGCCGCAAAAAUGUGGCGAGAGGACAGGGCUGAGUUUGAAAAAAUAGCUCAGAAUUUGGUGCGCAAAACCCUCGGCAUUCCAACCUAAGUUGUAUCCUAAUGGAGAUAUAUUAUAUUUCCAAUACGACGAAUUAUACUCUUUUAUUUGCAAACUCAUAAGAGAAUCAACUUCUCAAUUUAUUAUUAUUGUCGUCUUUUAUUCCAUCUUCUGUAUUGAAUUUAUGUGGUUAUUAAUAAAUAAAAAAUAAUUAUGAA